Molecule: messenger RNA, 1743 nt
Organism: Arachis stenosperma
Lineage: Eukaryota; Viridiplantae; Streptophyta; Magnoliopsida; Fabales; Fabaceae
Exons: 2
Coding region: 1-1743 (580 amino acids)
Source: RefSeq, a predicted model, not a curated record
AUGGAUGAUCGAGGGGGCGUUGAUGAUAUUGAUGGGUUGCUGCGUGAUGCAUUCGGAAAUAUGACAAAUCUUGAAGAGGAAAACAACGGGUUGAAUGAAGAUGCGAAGAGAUUUUAUAAGCUGGUAGAUGAAGCAGGUCUAGAAUUAUAUCCGAAUUGUACUAUUGGAUUUUCGAGACUAUCAUUUAUCAUUCGUCUUUACCACUUGAAGUGUCUGCAUGGUUGGAGUAACACAUCUUUUACCUCCCUCUUGGAGUUAUUGAAAGAAGCUAUAACUGAUUUGAACAUUCCCACUUCUUCUAAUAAAGCUAAGAAUAUGGUUAAAGACUUGGGUCUUGACUAUGAAAAUAUUGAUGCAUGUCCUAAUGACUACAUGCUGUAUUGGAAUGAGUACAUAAAUGACUCAGUUUUCCAUAUCUGUAGAGAGUCUCGAUAUAAUCAGACUCCUACUAUGGAAGGCAACGAAGAUGACUUUGCGCUUCCGAAUAAAGUUCAUAAGGUUGCUGUAAAGACCUUAAGAUACUUUUCUUUAAUACCAAGGCUUAAAAGGCUUUUUAUGUGCCCAAACACAGCAGAGGCAUUGAGGUGGCAUGAUAAGCAGCGUUUGAAAGACGGUUGCAUAAGGCACCUUGCUGAUGGCCAAGCAUGGAAGAACUUGGACACUCGGUACCUAAACUUUUCAAAAGAACUUCACAACUUGAGCCUUGGUUUUGCAAGUGAUGGUUUUAAUCCUUUUCGAACUAUGAACGUGUCAUAUAGCACAUGGCCAGUUGUCUUAAUGGUGUACAAUUUCCCCUCUUGGAUGUCCAUGAAGUCAGAAUACUGCAUGCUCUCUUUACUCAUACCUGGACCUUGUUCACUAGGAAAUAAUACUGAUAUUUUUUUACAACCAUUGAUGGAAGAGCUGAAGGAGCUAUGGGUGUCAGGAAUAGAUACAUAUGAUUCUUUUAAGGGAGAAACCUUUCAAAUGCAUGAUGCACUUCUUUGGACAAUCAAUGAUUUUCCUGCGUAUGCGAUGUUGUCCGGUUGGAGUACGAAAGGGAAGCUAGCUUGCCCUUGUUGUAACCAUGAUACUUCUUUUUGUUACUUGAAACAUAGCCAAAAGGCAGUUUACAUGGACCAUAGGAGAUUUUUGCCAGUUGAUCAUGCAUGGAGGUCUAACAAGAGAUCUUUUAAUGGAAAAACAGAAUUCAGGGAUCCACCACGAAUGUUAACAGGUGAAGAGGUUCUAGAUAUGCUAAAGUCAAUAGAUAAUGCCCUUGGGAAGACGCAAAGCAAAAUCGACAGUAUAAUUGGUACCUUAUUGGAUAUUCCUGGAAAGACAAAAGAUCAUGCAAAGGCUCGUUAUGAUCUUAAAGAGAUGGGCAUUCGAAAGAAUCUUCACCCAAUAAAUACAAAGGAUGGCAAAAGAAUUAAACUUGCUAGAGCAUGCUUCUCCAUGACCAAAGGCGAGAAAUCCAUUUUUUGCGGUGUUUUGAAGAAAACAAAAUUGCUUGAUGGAAGUGCUUCAAACAUUUCUCGUUGUGUACAACAAGAAGAGAGAAAGCUUUAUGGUUACAAGACUCAUGAUGCUCACUUCAUGUUGCAUUACCUGUUGCAAAUACCAAUCAAGAGCAUUCUUCCAGAUCAUGUUGCUGUUCCUCUAGUUCGCUUGUGUUCCUUUUUUCGUCGGCUAUGUCAAAAGGAAAUCUCUUUAGAAGAGAUUAAUGGUUUAGAGUCAGAGAUUGUAGAGACUUUGUGCUAG